AUGCAUUUCAUAAUUGGUGUCAUCAAGUUUGGUGGUUGUUAUUUCGUCACUAGUGUCAUUGAAUUCGGUGGUGGCUCUUAUUUUGUCAUUGGUGUUGUCGAAUUCAGUGCUUAUGCAUUUCGUCAUUGGUGUCAUCAAGUUUGGUGGUUGUUAUUUCAUCGCUGGUGUCAUCGAAUUCGGUGGUUAUUAUUUCGGCAUUGGUUUGUCGAAUUCGGUAGUUAUUAUUUUGUCACUGGUGUCGUCGAGUUUGGUGAUUAUUAUUUCGUCAUUGGUGUUGUCGAAUUCAGUGGUUAUUAUUUUGUCGCUGGUGUCAUCGAGUUUGAUGGUUAUUAUUUCAUCACUGGUGUCGUCGAAUUCAGUGGUUAUUAUUUUGUCACUAGUGUCAUCGAAUUCGGUGGUGGCUCUUAUUUUGUCACUGGUGUCGUUAGUUUGGUGGUUAUUAUUUCAUCACUGGUGUUGUCGAAUUCAGUGGUGGCUCUUAUUUCGUCGCUGUUUGGUGGUUAUUAUUUCGUUGCUGGUGUUGUCGAAUUCGGUGGUGGCUCUUAUUUCGUUGCUGUUGUCGUCGAAUUCAGUGGUUAUUAUUUCAUCGCUGGUGUUAUCGAAUUCAGUGGUUAUUAUUUCGUCGCUGGUGUCAUCGAAUUCAGUGGUUAUUAUUUCGUCAUUGGUGUCAUCGAAUUUGGUGGUUAUUAUUUCGUCACUGGUGUCGUCGCAUUAGGUGGUUAUUAUUUAGUCACUAGUGUCAUCGAAUUAGGUGGUUAUUAUUUCAUUGCUGGUGUCAUUAGUGGUUAUUAUUUUGUCAUUGGUGUUGUCGAAUUAGGUGGUUAUUAUUUCGUCACUGGUGUCAUUAAAUUCGGUGGUGGCUCUUAUUUCGUCACUGGUGUCAUUAGUUUGGUGGUUAUUAUUUUGUCGCUAAUGUCGUUAAAUUCAGUGGUGGCUCUUAUUUCGUCGCUGUUUGGUAGUUAUUAUUUCGUCGCUGGUGUCGUCGAAUUCGGUGGUGGCUCUUUUUUCGUUGCUGGUGUCGUCAAAUUCAGUAGUUAUUAUUUCGUUGCUGGUGUUGUUGAAUUCAGUGGUUAUUAUUUCAUCACUGGUGUUGUCGAAUUCGGUGGUUAUUAUUUUGUCAAUGGUGUCAUUGAAUUCGGUGGUUAUUAUUUCAUUGCUGGUGUCGUCGAAUUCGGUAGUGGCUCUUAUUUCGUCGCUGGUGUUGUCGAGUUUGGUGGUGGCUCUUAUUUCGUCAUUGGUGUCGUCGAAUUCAGUGGUUAUUAUUUCGUCGCUGGUAUCAUCGAAUUAGGUGGUUAUUAUUUCGUUGCUGGUGUUGUCAAAUUCGGUGGUUAUUAUUUCGUUUGUCGUCAGUUUGGUGGUUAUUAUUUCAUUGCUGAUGUUGUCAAAUUCGGUAGUAGCUCUUAUUUCAUCGCUGGUGUCGUCGAAUUUGGUGGUUAUUAUUUUGUUAUUGGUAUCGUCGAAUUCGGUGGUUAUUAUUUCAUCGCUGGUGUCAUCGAAUUUAGUGAUUCUUAUUUCGUCUUG
Messenger RNA from Cetraspora pellucida, 1521 nucleotides. The record is from the annotation of a GenBank genome assembly. Lineage: Eukaryota; Fungi; Glomeromycota; Glomeromycetes; Diversisporales; Gigasporaceae.